AUGGAAUCACUAACCAAGUCGUUCUCGGACUCAAACCUAGACUUUAUUACUCAAACCGAAGUAACACCGAACUUCGUUGGUGCACGCAUUAAAAGGAAAAGGAAUAAUAGUCCUACCUCGACUGGCUAUGAAGACUUUAAAGAGGAAAUUAUAGGUAUGUUGAAUGUGCUUACCGAGAAAAUUGAGAAUAAUUCCGUAUCACUUACACAUGCUUUUGAUGAUAUGCGACAGUCAAUCAAAACAAUCCAAGACAAAGUUUCUUAUGUCUCCACUCAAAACGAAAUAAUGCAGCAGAUACUAGAUAUUAUGGAGAUUGAAAGAAAAAAAGAUCAGGAAUACAUCCACUUCCUUGACAACCAGCUGGAAGAUACCCAAAGAUCAAGCCGGAAAGCUUCAAUCGAAAUACGUAAUGUCUCACCCAAACAGAACGAGACCAAAGAAGACCUCAUCUCUAUGAUAACCACAUUGUCGGAGACUGUCGGCUGCCCGACUGUCAUCUGCAAGAGGGAUGUUAGAGACAUUUACCGUGUUAAAAAGAACAAAGACAGGGAAAAUAAAACAGUAGUACUAGAGCUUACAUCGGCUUUAGUAAAAACCGAUCUCUUAAAGGCAUGCAAGACCUAUAACUAUAAAAAUAAGACUUCAAAAUUAAGUAUCAAACAUCUUGGUUUUAAGACUGAUGGAGACUCGCCAAUAUUUUUGUCAGAACAACUCAUAUCAAAGGCGACGCGACUUUACUUUUUGGGCAGGGAUCUUACAAGGAGGAAUUUAUUUAAGUACUGCUGGACUACCUACGGUAAGGUGUACCUCAGAAAAGAUGACACAUCUCCCAUUAUCACGAUAACCAAUGAAAGCCAGAUUCAAACACUAUCCCGGCUGUCAGCAUGA
This is a messenger RNA of Amyelois transitella, 888 nucleotides long. RefSeq lists its product as uncharacterized. The record is from RefSeq and is a predicted model, not a curated record. The transcript has a single exon. Lineage: Eukaryota; Metazoa; Arthropoda; Insecta; Lepidoptera; Pyralidae. The coding region runs from base 1 to 888 and encodes 295 amino acids.